AUGAAAUCCUUCACGACCCUUCAGCAUGUCAAAAUACUAAGGGUCCAAGACGAAGUGGAGCGAGAUCUGCGGCAAUUCAUAGAAAGGCAUGAUAAUCCCCUCGACCCAUUCGUUGUGCUAGACUGGAAACCAGCCUGCGUUCGAGCCGUCCAGACCGUGGGCACCGCCAUCCUGGAGUCAGGCUCCCCCAUAAGCCGUUUUUCUGGGCCACAAAUAAGCCCGCAGGCGGCUCUCAACCUAAGACUCGCACCUGCAGAGCAAAUGUCAGCGUUGGCUGGCAAAUUGACGUGCCUUGAAAUCCAUUUCGACGCCAUUCGAUAUGUGAAUGCGGAAAUGAGGGAACUAUCUGGUGUCUUCCACACGCUUUUCUUAGCGGCGAAGAAUAUGGAGGCUGUGCACUUAGGCUUCCCGUCGCGUCUGCCUCUUGACUUGUCCCUAGAGGACAUAUUCCACAAUGUGUACUGGGAGCGGCUUCGCGCAUUUGGAAUCCAAUCAUGGCGACUUGAUUCGCAUGAAAUCAUCAACUUUGCCCGCCGCCAUCGUAAGACACUACGUGGUCUUCGUCUCCGUGACGUUCUCCUAAAGGAAGGAAGCAUGUGGAAAGACGUGCUCUCGAUGCUGCACGAUGAGAUGGAGCAGCUCGAAUGGGUUAGCCUGCGACGAAUUGACUAUUCAAACGCAUUUGACGAAAAAUGGGCGGCCAGCGCAGACAUAUCCGACAUUCAGUUCUUCCCCAAUUCCGACAGCGAAGCGGAGGAUAUGUUCGAUGUGUACGAGGGCCAAAACGGGCAUACCGACGAUGACAUGAGUAUUGGUGAAGAAUCUGAUGGAUUGAGCGACCACAAUGGGGACGACGGCCCGCGAGCAAAUCAAAUUGAAUUGGCACCCGACACGGCCAUCAACGCACCAAUAUUUCAGUUGCCACCGUCCACAAAUCAAUGGGAGUUGUUGUCUACUGUGUCAGCCGAUGAGUUGGAUGACAAUGGCAUGAACGUGGAAUAUAGACAGCGAAAAAUCUGGGAGGCUUGGGUUAUUUCAAACACAAAGGUCAAAUAA
Messenger RNA from Uncinocarpus reesii 1704, 1056 nucleotides. RefSeq lists its product as uncharacterized. Bases 1 to 1056 code for a protein of 351 amino acids. The record is from RefSeq and is a predicted model, not a curated record. The transcript has a single exon. NCBI's taxonomy places the organism in Eukaryota, Fungi, Ascomycota, Eurotiomycetes, Onygenales, Onygenaceae.